This is a messenger RNA of Chenopodium quinoa (quinoa), 1723 nucleotides long. RefSeq names its product CRIB domain-containing protein RIC10-like. NCBI's taxonomy places the organism in Eukaryota, Viridiplantae, Streptophyta, Magnoliopsida, Caryophyllales, Amaranthaceae. The transcript has 4 exons. The record is from RefSeq and is a predicted model, not a curated record. The coding region runs from base 449 to 1159 and encodes 236 amino acids.
CAAAAUGCUAAAUUUUCGAUGAUCGAAUGGCUUCCUUCCAUUAAGGUUUAUUAGCAAGGGUACAUUAGCAUUUGUCCAUGUAAUUAGCGAAAGCUUAGCCUUCCUAUAUACAAAGCUUUGCUUCCGUUAAUUUCCCUUUCUUUCUUUUUCUAAACCAUUUUUAUUUUAUUUUUGUACGAUAUUCUAUCUAGUAUUGGCAAAAGAUAGGAAAAAGAAAAAAAAAAAAAAAAAGACAUAUCUAUAAACUAAAUAAAUUUCUCUUUGCUAACCUACAAAAAAAUUAUCAAAUUUAUAAUAUCUUCUUCUAACUGUUUCAUUACAUCAAAUUUAUAAUUUCUCUUUGAUUUACUCCUUAUUUUUCCAGUUGGCUAUAUUAUGAGGGCAAUGGACACGGAAGAUUAGAAAGAAAAAUAGAUUUUACACAAAUAAAGUAGCAUUUUUCUAGGUUAUGAGCAUAAAAAUGAAGGGCCUAUUGAAGGGCCUCAGAUACAUUUCCCAGAUAUUUGAGGAAGAAGAGGAUGACAAGGAGAUGCAAAUAGGUUUUCCCACAGAUGUAAAACAUGUAGCUCAUAUUGGAUGGGAUGGUCCAUCUAUUAACUCACCAAGUUGGAUGAAUGAAUUUAAAGCCCAGGGAGCAGGAAAUCCAGCAGAUCCAUUGCAAAAUGGAGUUGAAGCAGAAAACCGGCCGGUUUCACAAGGUACCAACCAUUCUUACUUAACCAUUUUUUUUACAGAAUCAUCUCCCAAGAGAAGUUCUGUAAAGGAAUCUCCAGCGAGAGACAUGCCAGGUUUGCCAAAGUCAUCAAGACGGCAACCAUCAAUGGACAACAUAGGAUCAAUAGACUCUCCAAUAGGGAGUCCAAAUCACAAGACCAGAUCCUCCAGGAGACGCCAAAAACAAAAGGAAACCACUAGCCCCCGAGUUGGUGAAUCCUCCAGCGCUCAAAGCCUUCCUAACAUACCCAAGAAAUCUCGACGAAAGAAAUCCAAAGACGUUGACAGCUCACUCAAGUCUAGUUUGAAGCCGAAAGAUAAAGGUUCAAGACAUGGGUCUAGGCAUGGCUCAGAUGAUGGGUCAUUGACCAAGCAGUACAACAUUGAGGCAAAUUCUAGUGCGAGUUUAGCUUCAUUCAACGAAGAGGAGAUGAAGGCAUUGUAAACUCGAAAUUUUGAGGGAUGUUAGAGAGCCUAUUCUCCUUACGGAAAGGCUGGUAGUAUCAUCAUUUGCCCUAUUCUUAGCGAAGAAUAUGGCUUCUUUUUGUUAACUUUGUUGAGUUUUUAUUGGUAGAGUUCUAAUUUCUCAGAAACCAAGAUAUUGGAAAGCUAACGAUUUGGUAGAGUUCUAAUUUCUCCUGUGAAAUCCAUCAUUUCCAAUAUUUGAUUGGUAGGAAGAAUAUACAGGAGAAAACAAGAAAAUCACAAGAUUCCUGUAAUUUUUGCAUACAUAUAAAAGAUCCCAUACAAAUUAUGUACCGUAGUAUACAACUUUAGGUUAUAGGGAGAUCAGAGUUAUAUGCAAAGAGUUUGCAAAUACACAGAUAAACUGUACAUGAUACUCGAUACUAACAUUGCAGUUUUUGUUCAUAUAAGUUGAAAAUAUUAAUGAUAAUUUCAUCACCUAAAUGGGACAAAAGAAAAUAUUGAAAAUUUUCCGCGAAAGAUGAUGUGAAAGUAAGAGGCAACGAUUCUUUUUUUAGUACAUUAAUCACCUAUCAUUUUAAUU